CUUUUUUACUUGGAAAACAAUGGAGUUCGUUGGAGAAGAAAUUAAUUAUACUUUUGUGAUUCAGAAAGUUUUGGUUCUACUGUUUUGUGUUGGUUUGUCAUGGAAAAUGAUAAUAUACAUGUGUAAUUUGUUAAACAUUGAGAAAGAUCCUAUAAGGGUUUUGAUUACCGGUGCAGCAGGAAACAUAGGAUAUGCAAUUGCUCCAAUGAUUGCAAGAGGUAUUAUGCUAGGUCCAGAUCAACCCAUGAUUCUGCAUUUACUUGAUAUAGAGCCAGCUUCAAGUUCACUAGAAGCUGUGAAAAUGGAGCUUCAAGAUUCAGCUUUCCCUCUUCUCAAAGGCGUUAUCGCGACAACAAAUGUUGUUGAAGCAUGUAAAGAUGUGAAUAUCGUGAUAAUGAUCGGCGGAUUCCCAAGGAUAGCAGGCAUGGAAAGAAAAGAUGUGAUGUCGAAAAAUGUUGUGAUAUAUAAAGCUCAAGCUUCGGCUUUAGAGCGUUAUGCAUCAGAUGAUUGCAAGGUUCUUGUUGUCGCAAACCCUGCAAACACUAAUGCUCUGAUCUUAAAAGAGUUUGCGCCAUCAAUCCCGGAAGAAAAUAUCACUUGCCUGACACGACUCGACCAUAAUCGAGCUCUAGCUCAGCUUGCAGAUAAGCUAAGUGUUCCCGUGAGCAGUGUAAAGAACGUGAUCGUUUGGGGUAACCAUUCUUCAACUCAAUAUCCCGACACCAAUCACGCAACAGUCUCUACAAAAACUGGAGACAGACCGUUAAAAGAACUAGUCACAGAUCACAACUGGCUGAAGAACGAGUUUAUCGUGGAAGUUCAGCAACGCGGUGCAGCUGUUUUAAGAGCACGGAAACAGUCGAGUGCUUUUUCCGCUGCUGGUGCAGCUUGUGACCAUAUCCGUGAUUGGUUUCUUGGAACCCCUAAAGGAACUUGGGUUUCUAUGGGUGUUUGUUCUGACGGCUCAUAUGGUAUACCACCUGGUUUGGUUUACUCGUUUCCGGUUAUCUGUGAGAAAGGGAGUUGGAAGAUCGUACAAGGACUCAGUAUAGACGAGUUUUCGAGGGAGAAAAUGGAUGACUCUGCACGAGAGCUAGCUGAAGAGAAGGAUUUAGCUUAUUCCUGUCUCAAUGUAUAGACCAAAAGUUGAAAACUAUGAUAGUCAUGGCACAAACAAUGUAGCAAACAAAUAAGUUUGUGUUUCUAUAUUCAUGAAAAAUAAUGGGA
This is a messenger RNA of Arabidopsis thaliana (thale cress), 1227 nucleotides long. It is a transcript of the gene c-NAD-MDH3, whose product is annotated as Lactate/malate dehydrogenase family protein. The record is from RefSeq and is marked reviewed. Gene Ontology annotation, molecular function: malate dehydrogenase activity; oxidoreductase activity; catalytic activity. Lineage: Eukaryota; Viridiplantae; Streptophyta; Magnoliopsida; Brassicales; Brassicaceae. Gene Ontology annotation, cellular component: cytoplasm. Gene Ontology annotation, biological process: malate metabolic process. The transcript is spliced from 2 exons. Bases 20 to 1138 code for a protein of 372 amino acids.